GAGGUGAUUUUGAGAAUCAUGGCCAGCGUCCUCCGAUCCAUGCGCCUGGCCGCCGCCGCGCCCCGUGUCAUCGCGUUGAACGCCAAGAGCGCGAGCGUCUCGAGCGCGCGCUUCUUUAGCAGCGACAAGAGCAACGAUGGCGAAGGCAAGGCUCCGUACAAGAACCGCUGGUACGUGGCCAAGGACAAGAAGGCCGCGCCGGUGGGCGCCACGGACGAUGCCUUGUACAACUUGUCGCCUGAGGACCAGGUCCCUGACGAGCACACGGACUUGCCGACGCUCCCGGAAGGGCACACGUUUACGCUCGGCGAAGGCGCGUACGAAGAGACGCUCGAGUACCCGCAGCGCCUCAACCAGGACGAGCUCGCCCAGCUCGUUGAGAACCAGCGCGACUUUGUCAUGGACGACGAAGACGACGACGACGACGACUCGCCGUCGCUCCAAGACAAGUCGUUCAACAACUGGGACCAGGGUGAUGUCUACCUUCCGGAGAUGAUGAACUGGAUGCUGCCUCGUCACAAGCGCACGCCGAUGAAGCCUGAGCCAAAGAAGGCCUGGACCGAGUUUGUCAAGGCCGACCUCGACCCCGUCGAGCUUGCCCUCAACACGGACUUGCUCCGCCUCUUCAUCUCGCCCAACGGCCGCAUCGUGCCCCGUCGCUUUACGGGCCUUCGCGCCAAGCAGCAGCGCCAGCUCACCGCGGCUGUCAAGGUCUCGCGUCAGAUUGGUCUGCUUCCGUACACUUCGCGGUACCCGUUGCCGUCCCCGAACAGAUGGAAGCCAUGACGCAGGAAGCCGUCUCGCGCAUCAACUUUGCGGCGCUCGAGAACAUGGCUGAUGAGGUCGAUGAGGCCGACGAGCAGUUCGAUGAAAUGUAGGUAGAUAAAGAUACGGGUGAAGGCCGUGAUAUCUUAGACAAACCCUGUGCCUUUAUCCUACUUUGCGC
Messenger RNA from Saprolegnia parasitica CBS 223.65, 946 nucleotides. RefSeq lists its product as hypothetical. Lineage: Eukaryota; Oomycota; Saprolegniomycetes; Saprolegniales; Saprolegniaceae. The transcript is spliced from 2 exons. Gene Ontology annotation, cellular component: ribosome; mitochondrial small ribosomal subunit. Gene Ontology annotation, biological process: translation. The coding region runs from base 19 to 786 and encodes 255 amino acids. Gene Ontology annotation, molecular function: structural constituent of ribosome; small ribosomal subunit rRNA binding. The record is from RefSeq and is a predicted model, not a curated record.